Actinia tenebrosa (Australian red waratah sea anemone) is the source of this 1059-nucleotide messenger RNA. RefSeq lists its product as uncharacterized. The record is from RefSeq and is a predicted model, not a curated record. Lineage: Eukaryota; Metazoa; Cnidaria; Anthozoa; Actiniaria; Actiniidae.
AUGCCAAAACAUGCUCGCUGUUGCGUUGGUUAUUGUGAUAAUGACAAGCGGUUUCCCAAUCUUUGGACUGUAAGAUCGCAUGUUAAAGUCCUGAAGUUCCAUAAGUGGCCAAGAACACCGCAAUUAGCCGCAUUGUGGCGAAAACAAAUCGCCAAAGGUCGAGGUGAUGACUUCGAUCCAAAGCCGGGAGCGCARGGGACAUUUGUCUGUUCAAACCAUUUUCCCGAAGGCAAGAGAACACCAGAUAACUCUAAAACCGACUAUCCAACGUUAUUUAUUACCCUCAGUGAUUUUUUGAAGGCUCAAUCACCCAAAAAAAAAACAAAACUAGAGAGCGUUUAGAGAGCGAAAAUUCAGUAAGUGACAAGUGAGGUGACAAAUGACCAUGAGUGUGAUUCAAGGGACGAAGAGGAUUUUGAUUUUCAAGUUCCAAUGCACUUUGAACAAAUAACCAGGGAAGCAGACGUUAAGACAUUUACUGGUCUACCGUCUACCAAAGCAUUCAAAUGUAUUUUUGAAUAUUUAUUGUCUAGAACGCAAAAUAUGCAGUACUGGCGCGGGCCAAAACAAACUGCGAAGGAAGCGCCGAAGAAAGCUCCUGGUCUAGUAACAAAAGGUGGCCCAGGCCCAGGACGCAAGCUAGACUUACAGCAAGAAUUUCUGUUAACAUUGAUAAAACUUAAAUUGGGCCUCAUUAAUGAAGACUUGGCAUUUAGAUUUAUGGUUUCCUCAACUAUGGUCAGCAGUGUUUUUAUAACUUGGGUUAAACUGAUGUCAAAAGAGCUUUCAGUCUUGAUUAUAUGGCCAAGCAAACAAUAAGUCAAGAACACACUGCCAUCAUGCUUCAAGAAACUUUAUCCUAAAGUGAGAUGCAUUAUAGAUUGUUUCGAGUGUUUUACAGAAACCCCUAGUGGUUUAAGCCUUGCUGCUGCACUGUGGAUUGAAUACAAACAUCACUACACAUGUAAAUAUCUCUAUGGUAUCUAUUGGUAUCUAUCUAAAAAUGGAAUCUAUGGAAUCUGCAAGCUCAGUUUGGCUUUGUUCAUGAAAGUUUUGUAA